AUGCCGUCCCUGGUCUCCCAGGGCAAAAUCCUCCGGUUGGAGCUCGAGAACUUCAAGUCCUACAAGGGCUUCCAAACAAUCGGCCCCUUCUAUGACUUCACGGCGAUCAUUGGGCCCAACGGAGCCGGUAAAUCCAACCUCAUGGACGCUAUAAGCUUCGUGCUCGGCGUACGGACGGGCCACCUCCGUGGGGCCCAGUUGAAGGACCUGAUCUAUGCCUUCGACGACAAGGAGAAGGACCAGAAGGGCCGCAGGGCCUAUGUUCGCUUGGUUUACCAGCUGGCAAAUGGGUCGGAGCUUCAGUUCACGCGGGCCAUUACCGGCUCCGCCGGCAGCGAGUACCGAGUUGAUGGGGCGUCUGUGUCGUGGGAAGAAUACAAUGCUAAGCUCAGGUCCCUUGGAAUUCUUGUCAAGGCCCGCAAUUUCCUCGUCUUUCAGGGUGAUGUGGAGUCCAUUGCUUCUAAAAAUCCGAAGGAACUCACUGCACUUCUUGAGCAGAUCUCUGGGUCUGAUGACCUCAAGAGAGACUAUGAAAAAUAUGAAGAAGAAAAAGCCAUAGCUGAAGAAAAAUCAGCUCUUGUUUAUCAGAGAAAAAGAACAAUAGUGUUGGAGAGGAAGCAAAAGAAAGAGCAAAAGGAAGAAGCUGAGAAAAACCUCCGCUUGCAAGAUCAAUUGAAAUCAUUGAAGAGAGAACAUUCUUUAUGGCAGUUGUUCAACAUAGAAAAAGAUAUUACAAAAAUGACUGAGGAGCUUGAAGCUGAAAAGAGAAGCCGCGAAGAAGUUAUGCAAGAACUAGUUGAGUUCCAGCAAGAAGCAAGCAAAAAGAAGAAAGAACAAGCAAAAUAUCUGAAAGAGAUUGCACAAUGUGAAAAGAAGAUUUCUGAGAGAAGUAAUAAACUUGACAAAAGUCAACCAGAGCUUCUGAAACUGAAAGAGGAAAUGUCUCGUAUAAAUGCAAAAAUCAAGAAAAGUGAGAAGGAGCUUGCUAGGAAAGAACAAGAAAGGAGAAGACAUAAAGAGGAUGUAAAGGAGCUGCAGAAGGGCAUACAGGAUCUGACUGCAAAACUAGAGGAUUUACAUGAAAAAGCUCGAGACAGUGGGGAUAAAUUGAAGUUAGAUGAUACUGAAUUAAGGGAAUAUUUUCGAAUCAAGGAGGAUGCUGGUAUGAAAACUGCAAAGCUAAGAGAUGAGAAAGAAGUUCUGGAUAGGCAACAACAUGCUGAUCUUGAAGCUCAAAAGAAUCUGGAAGAAAAUCUUCAACAGUUGAGAAGUCGGUUGGGUGAACUGGAAUCACAAGAGGAACAAAUGCUAACAAGGCAGAGAAAAAUUAAAGAAAAUUCUACGAAACAUAGGGAUGAAGUUAAAAGUCUGAAUAAUGAACUGCAUGCAAUGCAAGAGAAGCAUUUACAUGCCAGACAAAAACAUGAGAACCUGAAGUCAAAAAUUGACGAAAUAGAAAAGCAACUACGUGAAUUGAAGGCUGACAGAUAUGAAAAUGAGAGGGAUUCCAGGUUGUCUCAGGCAGUCGAGACUCUCAAACGCCUGUUUCAUGGUGUCCAUGGCCGCAUGACUGAUCUCUGUAGGCCAACACAAAAGAAGUAUAACCUUGCUGUUACUGUUGCUAUGGGUAAAUUUAUGGAUGCAGUUGUAGUUGAGGAUGAACAAACGGGAAAGGAAUGCAUCAAGAUCCACAGUAAAGAAUGCAAUGCUGUUACUGAUCCAUUUGCGUUCUUGCAGUAUUUGAAAGAACAAAGGCUUCCUCCUCAGACAUUCAUACCUCUUCAGUCUGUCCGUGUAAAGCCAGUAAUGGAGAGAUUGCGCAACUUAAGUGGUACUGCGAAGCUGAUAUUUGAUGUAGUCCAAUAUCCUUUAUCAAUAUUAAACUGUGAGUUUGUGCAUGAAAAUCUGAAAAAGCUGCUUUUAAUUUGUGGACUUAACAACCACACAUUUGAUCCUGCCUUGGAGAAGGCAAUUCUAUUUGCGGUUGGCAACACUCUUGUUUGUGACGAACUUGAUGAGGCUAAGCGUCUCAGCUGGACUGGCGAGAGGUUCAAAGUUGUAACUGUUGAUGGAAUUCUGCUUGCGAAAUCCGGCACAAUGACUGGUGGUACCAGUGGUGGAAUGGAAGCAAGGUCAAAUAAAUGGGAUGACAAAAAAGUUGAAGGAUUGAAGAAGAAGAAAGAACAGUUUGAGUCAGAGCUGGAAGAGCUUGGAUCAAUUAGAGAGAUGCAGAUAAAAGAGUCUGAGACAACUGGUAGAAUUAGUGGACUUGAGAAGAAGAUCCAGUAUGCAGAGAUUGAGAAGAAAAGCAUUAAGGACAAACUUGCAAACUUGGCACGGGAGAAGCAGAAUAUAAAAGAAGAGAUCGAUCGUAGCAGUCCUGAACUUCUGAAGUUAAAGCAAGCUGUAGAUAAGCGGAGCAAAGAAAUCAAUAAGCUUGAGAAGAGGAUAAAUGAAAUUGUUGACAGAAUCUACAAAGAUUUUAGUAAAUCUGUUGGGGUGGCAAACAUCCGUGAGUACGAGGAAAAUCAACUCAAGGCUUCCCAAUAUAUGGCUGACGAGAGGCUUAGUUUGAGUAGCCAGCUGUCAAAGUUGAAAUACCAAUUAGAGUAUGAGCAAAAUCGGGACAUGGAAUCGCGGAUUAAAGAACUUCAACAUUCUAUUAGUAAUUUGCAAAAGGAUUUAGAACGGGUUCAGAAGAAAGAGGCUGAAGCCAAGUCAGUGGCUGAAAAAGCUUCUGGUGAAAUUCUUCGAUGGAAGGAAGAAGUACAAGAAUGGAAAUCCAAGUCAGAAGGGUGUGAGAAGGAAAUCCAGGAAUGGAACAAGCGGGGUUCUACAGCUACAACAAGCGUAUCCAAGCUUAAUCGACAGAUAAAUUCCAAGGAGGCACAGAUUGAGCAGCUGAUGUCACGGAAGCAGGAAAUAGUAGAAAAAUGUGAACUAGAACAAAUAAGCCUACCCAUCAUCUCAGAUCCAAUGGAGACUGAAUCCUCCACAAUGGGCCCAGUUUUUGAUUUUAGUCAGUUAAAUAGGUCUCAAUUGCAGGAUAGAAGGCCCUCUGAACGGGAGAAACUUGAGGUGGAAUUUAAGCAAAAAAUGGAUGCCCUAACAUCGGAAAUCGAAAGAACAGCUCCAAAUAUGAAGGCCCUGGACCAAUACGAGGCUUUAAAAGAAAAGGAAAGGGGUGUGACUGAAGAGUUUGAAGUGGCUAGAAAAGAAGAGAAAGAAAAAGCUGAUCUGUUUAACUCAGUUAAGCAGAAGAGGUACGAAUUGUUUAUGGAUGCAUUCAACCAUAUAUCUAGUAAUAUUGAUAAGAUAUACAAACAACUCACGAAGAGCAACACACAUCCACUGGGUGGAACGUCGUAUUUGAAUUUAGAAAAUGAAGAUGAUCCAUUUUUACAUGGCAUCAAGUAUACCGCUAUGCCCCCAACAAAGCGCUUUCGUGAUAUGGAACAAUUAUCUGGUGGAGAAAAAACUGUUGCAGCAUUGGCAUUACUCUUUUCGAUACACAGUUUUAGGCCUUCACCAUUUUUCAUACUGGAUGAAGUCGAUGCUGCACUAGAUAACUUAAAUGUUGCUAAGGUUGCUGGAUUCAUCCGUUCAAAGUCCCGUGAAGGAGCCAGGGAGAACCAGGAUGAUGAUGGAGGCAGUGGUUUUCAGAGCAUCGUAAUAUCUCUAAAAGAUAGCUUCUAUGACAAGGCUGAUGCUUUAGUUGGGGUUUACAGGGACUGUGAAAGGAGAAGACUAAGAUUUGUGGCUGUUGGGAUUGUUUUAUUAGGCAUGGGAAUCAGCAGUUAG
Messenger RNA from Prunus armeniaca (apricot), 3801 nucleotides. NCBI's taxonomy places the organism in Eukaryota, Viridiplantae, Streptophyta, Magnoliopsida, Rosales, Rosaceae. The record is from the annotation of a GenBank genome assembly.